Messenger RNA from Bradysia coprophila, 903 nucleotides. Its product is annotated as BTB/POZ domain-containing protein 6-A-like. NCBI's taxonomy places the organism in Eukaryota, Metazoa, Arthropoda, Insecta, Diptera, Sciaridae. The record is from RefSeq and is a predicted model, not a curated record. Gene Ontology annotation, molecular function: protein binding.
AUGUCGACUAACGAUUCAACCAGCCAACUUCGGAAUGCUGGAACAGCUGUAAGCAAGAAACGUAAAGCUCCUGUCGUCACCAGUGAAUUCUGUAAGCGAUCGUGCACUCCUCUCUACUUAGAUGAAAAAAUGGCAGACGUUCAUUUUGUAUUCGAUGCAAAUGGAGUAAAGUACAAAAUACCGGCUCAUAAGUACAUGUUGGCAAUCGGGAGUCCGGUAUUUGAUGCAAUGUUUUAUGGAAAAAUGAAAGUAACAGGAGACGUAACCAUAACGGAUUACAGGGCAGAAUCGUUCAAAGAAUUUUUACAAUUCUUCUAUUUGGAUCACGUCGAGCUGACAGUCACAAACGGAUCGGAAGUAAUGUAUUUGAUCAAGAAAUACAGGGCAGGUGAAUGCUUUCGGAUCUGCGAUCGUUUUUGGAAGGAAAAUCUUACCAUGGAAACGGUCGGCUGGAUUUUGGAACAGACCAUAGUAAGCAAUCGAAGCUUGCUACGAAAAUUCGUUCUAAAUCGAAUUAUGGAUAAUAGUCGGCAAUACUUCAAAUCAAAGUCAUUCAAAGAUUGUUCGCCGGAAAUAUUGAAGAUGAUCCUGAAAUUGGAACGCCUCAAUGUUCCAGAAACCUUUGUGUUUGAUGCGUGCAUCGCUUGGUCAAGAAAUGUAUGCGCCAACAUGGGUGUGAACCCAAGUAUGUUGAAUUUUCGUCAACAGCUGGAUGACUGUUUUCAUCUGAUUCAAUUUUCUGCAAUGUCUCGCACCCAAAUAUUUUCUUGCCUGUCAAAAUACAGUGAGCUGUUUACGCGGGAAGAACUCUUAGAAAUAAUCAACAUAGCCACGCUAGGUGACGGAGCGCAGCUAACAUAUUUUGUUGGCAAGAGUCGAGUCAAAUCCGCCAAAUGGCAAUGA